UGCAAACCUCCACCUUGUGGGAGCGAAUGUCGCACGGUGAUGACGGAACCCCCGCGACCAGGAGUCAGGAACCAGCUCCGCUAACUGGUUGUGAGCCUUGCUCUGGCGAUGGGGGACAUGAAGACCCCAGACUUUGAUGAUCUACUGGCCGCUUUUGACAUCCCCGAUAUUGAUGCGAAAGAGGCCAUUCAGUCUAACCCGGAGGAGCAGCGGGAAGAGGCUGCGACUGCCACAGCCGGGGACAAGAGCGGGACUCCCUCCUGCUUCCCCGAUCCUGCAGCCCCUCAAAGUGAGCCUCCUGUGGUCAGCGUGAUUGUGAAGAACACGGUGCGGUCAGAGUCUCUGGAAGAGGAGAAGUCUGUCAAGGACAAAACAGACAAUCUGUCAAGCAGUGCCUUAGCUUCUCAUGUUUCAGUCAAGUUAGAUGAGCUUACAUCACAGUACAGUCCUAAACUGUCUUCCAGUGCGGCCAUAGAUCCCCAGAUUGCCAAUGGUUUUAAGGAAGACGUGCCUAGCAAUCAGGAUCAGUUGAGCACACAAUCAUGGCCACGGACUUCACCUUUCAGAUCAACGCUAAAUGAUAAUGAGGAUGAUAAAGGAGCCAAGUCUGGAUCCGUCCAGGAUGCAGCUGAUAUCAUUAGUGGUUUAAAGCCCCUCCUGUAUCCUCGGCCUUCCACCACUGCUGGUACUGUCUCACAUGCUGCCUCUCCACCACCUCUGAGCCCUCACCUUUCACCUCACUCUCCUCAGAGUGAUGACGCUUGUCUUCCGAGCAAUCCAGUAUCCUCCCCUUUACCCCAAAAUGGUAGCACGAAAACUGAAAUCAAGAGUGUUAUAGACACAGACGAAGAUGAUUCAGAACCAGACUUUGGAAGUCCGCUGGUAAUUCAAGAGAGUCCAGAAUCUGUAACUUCAUCCUCUCCCAAAUUUAAACGAAGGCCAAAAUUACAUUCAGAAUUUCUUGGGUCUCCUGAUAAUACCUCUCCUCUUCCUCAUCCCCCUACUCUCAGUUUCACUCGAGCACCAGCACAAACUAAACCUCAGCAUGGAGAAGAUGUGCAGCCUACCACCAAAACUGCUUCCAUCUCAGCUCUAGAGCCCCACAUCCCACAGGCUUCCCUACCUUUAGAUUCAAGUUCAGCAGUGAUCCAGGAGGAGAAAUAUCCAGACCAUGUGAUUGAUGAGAGAGACUCCCCUGAGAGCCCACCACCCAGUGAAACAGGUCUUUUGUUAACCAAUAAAAGCAGCAAAACUGAUUUAGUGUCAGCACGAGGCCCAGCUCUGAAUUGCAGUGAAUUGCAGCACCAAGAGGAGCUCAAGGUAGAUGUGCACAGUCAAGAAGAUGAGGCUGGGGACACUGAAGAACCGAGUGAAAAGUUGGCUGGAGAUGGGGGAAAACAAAACGAGCAGAACUGCAAUGCUGACAGUGACGAUGCAAUGACUUCUAGUGUUAUAGAGUCGGUUUCUUCUCCGAUGCCACCCCUCAAAGUUAAAAUCAAAAUGCCUACCCGCUGCAUUACAAGGACUGUGACAAGUGGGAUGCCUAAAAGAAGCUCAAAAGCCUCUGCCAAGGAUGUGGAUAGUUCAAAGCCUUCACCAGAACGUCAGAACACGCGAUCCAAAAAGGAGCUUUUCCAUGAAUCUGAUUUGCCUCCAACAUUAGAAGGAGAAAGUAAGCCAAAGCCCAAAGUGUCCCCCACAGCAGUGAAUGUCACAAAAACGGCAGCACUGCCCACGGUUUCCUCUUGCAGAGUCAGCCCAGGUAAAAUCAACCUCCGAAGCUUGGGUCAAAAGACUCUAAAUAGCGGGAUGACCCUGCCGACACCUUUACCUCUGCUCCCCCCUCAAACCUGCAACAGGCCAGCGUCCAUAGUCAACAGCACUGGGGCUUUCAUUUCAAAGAGUCAAACCAACCUGGUUGAAGCCUUCAAUAAAAUCCUCAAUAACAAGAAUCUCCUGCCCAGUUAUAAACCAGAGCUGAUCUCUCCUCUUCCAGCAGAGUGGGGCAUUACACUUCCUGCUCAGGGUUAUCGCUGUCUGGAGUGUGGCGAUGCCUUUGCCCUGGAACACAGUUUGGCUCAGCACUACGAUCGACGCUCGCUGAGAAUUGAAGUGACUUGUAAUCACUGCGCCAAACGUCUGGCUUUCUUCAACAAAUGCAGCCUGCUUUUACAUGCCAGAGAGCACAAGGAGAAAGGCUUGAUCAUGCAGUGUUCACACCUGGUCAUGAAACCUGUACCUGUGGAGCAGAUGAUCAUCCAGCAGGAGCCACCAGCACUGGGCCAGACCUCUCCAAAACCAGGACCACAGUCACAUCAUGGUGCACCCGUCAAGAAAGAGUCAGAGGAUGUACAGUACACGAGUAGUAAAUGUCCUGAGUGCCAGGCUCAGUUUGGCAGCAGAGAGGAGGUGUUUGACCAUUUCCAAGAAAUAAAACCAGCUACUACCUUAAGUUUGUGUCGAGAGUGUUCUCCUCCCAUGCUCCUGCCCAACAGCUGCAGUGCAGCAGCACAUCAGCGCAUCCAUCAAGUCAGUCCACCACACGUAUGCCCCGAGUGUGGGGUUGCAGUCAAGCAGCCGCUGUUUCAAAAACAUCUGCAUGAGACCUGUUUGCACUUUUCACGCCGCAUUGGGUACAGAUGUUCCAGUUGCCUGGUGGUAUUCGGAGGACUGAACUCUGUGAAGUCUCACAUUCAGCAGGCUCAUUGUGACUUGUUCCACAAGUGCCCCAGCUGCCCCAUGGCUUUCAAAUCUGCCCCCAGCAUACAGACCCACAUUACUACUCAGCAUCCAGCACUUGCUGAUGCACAGACAAUGUUGAUUUAUAAGUGUGUGAUGUGUGACACCGUUUUUACACACAAGCACCUUCUGUAUAAUCACUUUGACACUCAUCUAACCAAUCAGAAGGUGCAUGUGUUCAAGUGCCCGCAGUGCACCAAGCUGUUUUCUCAGAGGAAUUCCCUGCUGGACCAUUACAAGACUCACAAGACUUCCACAUUAAAAGAAGAGUUGCCUUCGACUCCAAGUGCUUCCUCACGUUUACCCGUGAAGUUAGAAAGCUCUGAAGGAGAGGAACUGAUGGUUAAAGAGAAAGGAAGUAAAGUGAAGACUCAGAGGAUGAAGAUGCCUUCAGGAUGGAAGUGUCUCUCUUGCAACACACAGUAUACAGAACGGGAGGACUACGUCACCCAUAUGAGUGAACAGCAUGGCAAGUUUCUGAAGAAGUUUCCCUGCAACAAAUGUGAGAGCUCCUUCACCACCACGUCCAGUAUGAGGCGCCACAUCAGAGAUAAACAUAAAGCCAUGAACCGGGGCUUCCGCUGCCAGUUUUGUUCGGAGGGAAAGAAAACGUUCAGCAGCAGAAUGAUGUUGGAGAGGCACAUCCAGCUGAGACACAGUACAGGCCUGGACUCGGUGAUGACAGCUGAUGAGGCUGGCAGUUCAUCAGAACAGGAUGGCAGUUUGAAGUCUCACCGGAAACGUAGAAGAGCUGCUAAGACGGCGCAGAAUGAAGAGGGGACAGAUGCGAGGAGUCCAGCCAAGAAGUCCCGGCCCUCCUCUGCAGCUCCCGCUCCUUGCUCUGUGCCCGAGUCGGGCUUUAGCUGCGCCCCCUGUGGCUUCACCACAAAAGACAAGACAGCGUUCCAGGAGCACAUCAGCCAGCACAGGCGAGGAGGUGCAGAAGGUGGAGAUCUACAGUGCCUACAGUGUGGUGCCUGCUUCGCAUCCACCUCUUCACUAUCCCGCCAUCGCUUUAUCACCCACAAAGUCAAAGAUGCAGUCUCUGACAACCAACAAGCAGUCAGUGGGCACCCAUCAGCCUCCCCUGGUAGAUUUAAGAACCACGAUGACAGGAGUUGUGUAAACGGUUCUGCACCGGGUUCACCCUCAAGUCAGUCAUCCACAGGUCAGGUGAAGGAAGAGCAUGGAUCACUGACCUGUAAGGUAUGUGGUAAACAUUUUGAAAAGGCAGUAGAUCUGAACACACACUUCAGAACUCAUGGUAUGGCAUUUAUCAUUGCUAGGAACGCGGGAAAAACUACCUAAAGAAGACGAGGAAAAAUAAUGGAAAAGAAAAAUCUCCCAAGUUCCUUUUUUAACGUUGAGUCUUUAUUCAUGUGCGCCCUUGUACAUACUUAACCAAAGAUUGCUAAUCUGGAGUUUAUCAGUGAGUACAUUGUAAAACAGUCCAAGGUUACGUCUCAUAUUUGAGAUAAUCCUCAACCUUCUGAUACUCAGGAUCUUCUGCUGCAUUUCUGCGUUUAGUCAUAAAGACAUGAGAGCUACUUCCUGUUCCGUGGAGGUUUGGUUUCACAUCCACGUACUUGUUUGCAUGUAAAGAACCUUGAAUGUUCUCAUUCCUGCGUUUAUGUUGAAAACACUGAAAAUAUAUUUUUUAGAAGAUUAAAAUAUAGUAAUUGGGUUAAUAUUAAGUUUACCUUUAAUUUAUUGACAGCCAGUUUCCAAAAUGUUCAAUAUUUUUGAUUGACAACUUUAAUUUCAGCCAUUGACUUAGGUACAUUUUAGUGCACAAAAACAUUUAUUUUCUUUAGUUUUACUUAAUGUUUUUUUUAAACCUUUGAAAGCAGAGUGCUUUCUGUGAAGAGAAUUGUUUAAAUGCAGUCAGCUAGUUUCAAGGACAAUGCAAAGUAAAUGUAAACCCAUCCUCCAAAUGUUCACUGUUAUUGAUAUGUUUUUCAGGUGUGUAUUUGUACUUCAGUUGUGCUAGAAUGAGUGUGCACCAAUAACUCCCUGGAGAACAGGAAAAUUCUUAAGUUUGGGAAAUAGCUUAACAGUUAUGUUAUACACCCUAUUUAUCAGAAACUUUCAAAAAAAAUAAUUAAAGUUCAGAUUUAACAUGUAUGCAUUUACAUCAAAUUAACAGAUGUAUAUUGCUUCAUUCUCAGUGAGAAAUAGAUUUCACUCUAAAUCAUACUGUAUCAUAUAACUGUAAACUAAAGAUAAAUAUCUAUGUUUAACUUGUAUUAAUGACUCUCUAAAACGUAAAAGCACAUUUAAAAAUUGUAUUUCUUCAGUCUUCGGCACUGGUUUAAGAAAAAUUAAAUAACAGAGUUGCAUAACUGACUACAGAUUUGUCAUCUGAUGUUUGUCACCGUCAGCACAGAUACAUUGGUUUUACUGAUGCUUUCAUUAGACCUAUAAUAAACUCAGGAUGUCAGAACUUUUUUACAGGAUACAAAGAUAUUUUUGAGAAUCAAGGCUUCACCAUUUUGUAGAUGAAACGUACUAUUUUGUUGUUUUUCUUUUCUUCCCCAGUCAUUUUGUCUAUGUUCACUGUUCUUUUUUUUUUCUUAAAAAAAAAAGUAUAUGUAUUCAUACUGCCUCUUCAUGUGAAAAAAUGGUAAAUGGCUUACACUCAAAUAGCCCUUUCCAGCUGUACUCCUACAGCCCCGAAGCGCUUUACACUAGACAUUCACCCACACAUUCACACACCGGUUGUCGGCAGAGCUGCCACACAACGACGCUGGCCUGACUUUAUCGGGUUAUACCAGGUCUUGAAAAGAGAGAAAUACAACUACAGAUGGAUAGUUAACACAUUUUGUCGUUAUUUACUUUUCAUUCAACAUGCAGAAGCAGUUUAUAGAAAAAUGAAGUACCCCCAUGAUUUAGAGACACCUGAACUAGAAAUGCCUUUCAGUCAUACAUCUUCUGUAGGACUCUUUCAUUUGUUUGUUUUAAUUUGUGUAACAUUCACCUUCCUGAAGGUCCCUCCACUGUAUUUUAAACCAGGUUGAGGUCUGGACUUGGACUUGGAUGAUUGAAACACCUUGGUUCAUUUGUUUUUCAGUUAUUCUGCCAGCCACGCUUCCGUCAGUCUGCCCCAGGGCAGCUGUGGCUACAAAACGUUUACCACCACCAGUGAGGAUGUGUAUGAAUGAAUAAUGAUCUCUGUAAAGCGCUCUGGGUGCCUUGAAGGGGGAUAUAUAAAUCCAAGUCAUUAUUCUGUCGUAGAGGUGCUGGAGAUCACUGUGCUCUAGCUGCAAGGUUCCCGGGUCAUGUGAAUGUAAAAUGAGCCCAAAUCAACACGUCACCACCACUGUUGACAGAUGUGAGCUGGACAAUGAACCUGGCUGAUAAGUUCCUGCUUGGUUUCUUUUGAAGCAGUAAGGGUCUUCUGUGUUUUUCUAGGUUUUGGUUUAGUAUUUGCAGAAUAAAUAAUGAUGUUUAGCUGUUCAUGUGUAGCAUGUAUCAAAUGGUGUGGCCAGGUAAGGACAAGAUUGCUAUAUUUUCUUUCUUUUUGUUUUUGUUCAAUGUCCAGAAAUCUAAACCUCUGGGAUAUUUCUGACCACCAUUCGUCAGGAAUAUAUAUAUACACAAGGCUAAAAUCUAUGCAUUUUGGUUUCAUAAAAUGAUUAUCCCUUUAAUGUGCUGCUGCCAUCAGUGACUCGUGUUUCAACACCCGUUUUUCAGUUCAACCUCAUUUUCUUUGCAGUACAUUUCUCCUCUGUGUGAAAGAAAAUAAAAGCACAACAUGCCUUGAA
Messenger RNA from Cololabis saira (Pacific saury), 6503 nucleotides. It is a transcript of the gene znf687a, whose product is annotated as zinc finger protein 687a. Bases 109 to 4047 code for a protein of 1312 amino acids. The record is from RefSeq and is a predicted model, not a curated record. The transcript has 11 exons. Lineage: Eukaryota; Metazoa; Chordata; Actinopteri; Beloniformes; Belonidae.